Hibiscus syriacus is the source of this 1731-nucleotide messenger RNA. Its product is annotated as pentatricopeptide repeat-containing protein At5g21222-like. The coding region runs from base 1 to 1611 and encodes 536 amino acids. The transcript is spliced from 4 exons. Gene Ontology annotation, molecular function: protein binding. The record is from RefSeq and is a predicted model, not a curated record. Lineage: Eukaryota; Viridiplantae; Streptophyta; Magnoliopsida; Malvales; Malvaceae.
AUGAACAUCAAGCAGGUUAUUCAGGUGUUGAGCAGAGGAAAUCCAGUCCGAAAAAAAGUUCCCCGCCCCGACAUAUGGCCUGGCAAUGAUUUUAUCUCCAAUCUGACCAAAAGGCAGGUGCUGGUUUAUCAGAUGGUGAAGAGCGUAGAAGAAGCUUUGGAUAGUGUGGCUAAGAGGAGGUCCAUUCCCAUGGUUAAGCAUCAGGAGGGAACAAUCAUGAGCAAGAAGCCGGUUAAAGCUUCGGCAGUCGCGCAGGUAUCACAUGUACAUGAGAAUGAACGGUCACAUUCAAGUGCAGAUUCUGUGGAUUCCGAAGUUGAAUCGAAAUGCGUUGUUUGCUUGGGAAGCAGCGGUUGUCGGAUUGUUCGUGCAAGGACGAAACUAAUGAAUGUUCUGAUCGAGAAGGGGAAGCCUCAAGAAGCUCAGUUUAUUUUCAACAGCUUAGUGGAAGGACACAAACCAACUCUUGUGACCUACACAGCUCUUGUGUCGGCUUUAACCCGCCAGAAACGUUACAAGUCCAUUAUUCCGCUUAUCUCCAAAGUGGAAGAGAAUGAUUUGAAGCCUGAUUCGAUUCUCUUCAAUGCUAUUAUCAAUGCCUUUUCGGAGUCUGGGAAUGUGAAAGAAGCUAUGAAAAUCUUUCAGAAAAUGAAGAAGAGCGGAUGCAAGCCUACGAAACCGAAUGAUAGAACAUAUAAUAUUCUGAUUAGGGCACGGUGCAACAAGCUGAACAUAAAAGAAGCAUGGAAUGUGGUGUAUAGAAUGGUGGCGUCCGGUAUGCAACCCGAUGCUGUCACUUACAAUACAAUAGCAAGAGCCUAUGCUCAGACCGGGGAGACUUAUAGGGCAGAACAGAUGAUAUUCGAGAUGCAAAACAAUAAAGUGACUCCCAAUGUGCGUACUUGUGCUAUCAUUGUGACCGGAUAUUGUAAAGAAGGUAAUAUGACGGAAGCUUUGAGGUUCGUGUACCGGAUGAAGGAGCUAGGAGUGAAACCAAAUCUUGUUGUGUUCAACUCUCUGAUAAAAGGUUUUCUUGAUGCUACAGAUACCGACGGAGUUGGUGAAGCAUUGACACUGAUGGAAGAAUUCGGGGUCAAACCAGACGUUAUAACAUUUAGUACGAUUAUGAAUGCAUGGAGCUCAGCAGGGUUGAUGGACAAAUGUGAGGAGAUCUUCGAUGAUAUGGUGAAGGCCGGUAUAGAACCCAACGUCCACGCCUUUAGCAUCUUGGGGAAAGGUUAUAUUCGUGCCGGGGAGCCAGGGGAGGCCGAGUCACUUCUGAAGUCCAUGAGCAAGUUCGGUGUACAUCCAAAUGUAGUAAUCUUCACCACCAUCAUCAGUGGCUGGUGCACUGCCGGGAAAAUGGAGCAUGCAUCCAGAGUUUAUGAGAAAAUGUGCGAAACCGGUGUUUCUCCCAAUUUGACUACUUAUGAGACUUUGAUAUGGGGAUACAGGGAAGCAAAACAGCCUUGGAAAGCAGAAGAACUCCUGCAGGUUAUGGAAGAGAAGGGUAUUUCUGUCGAGAGGAGCACCAUACAGCUUGUUGCAGAUGCCUGCCGUGCAAUCGGUUUGCUAACCGAAGCAAGAAGAGUUCUAAAAGGUGUGGAUUGAGGAGUUGCAUCGAAUAAUAAAGAUGAGAUACCAGCCGAGGGUUUGGAGAAGAUGUAUAAAAAACAAAACCUCAGUGCUACUUAUUCUAAUGAUUUGCAGAUACCCAGAGUAGCCAUGACC